AUGCGUUUUCGGAACUCUGUUCAGCCUUUUCUUUCGCUUCUAAUCGCCGCGUUCUUCAUCGGUGUUGCACUGGCCGGGAAAACGUACGAGAAUUACGAAAAGGCGGAAAAGAUAUUUAUUUCAGAAAUUGAUUCCCGUGGGAACUGUUUCGAUGUUGGGUCGAGGUAUUUCGAGGUAUUCAACGGCAAUGAAUUCGCGUACGAUGUCGCCAAAUGGUCUCUGGUCGGCGUAGACGUCAGCGCGGGAGAAUCGGAGACGGUGUUCACGUUUGGCGAUUUCAGCAAACCUGUGUACCCAGGGGAGACUCGUUUGAUUGGAACGAGUGAAGGGUGCGGCGAUUUUUACCACGCCGAACCGCCGAGAGAGGAUGCCAUUACGUCGGGAAGAAAUUACAAAUUAUUGGAUGAAAAAGGAGAAGUAAUCGACGAAACAGGAAUCGUUCCGGAGGCGACAGACGCGACGCACACCUGGCAACGGAUGAAAAUUUGGGAUGGUGAACCAAAGGUAAAGUUUAAAGUCACGGAGUUCAGCGACUCCUUCGGAUUUUACCCGGCGACAGCGGGACGGUUCAAUUCUCAAAAUACCAUCGUGUUGAACGAAUUUUCAACCAGAACGAGCGAUGGAUACUGUGGCGGAAGCGGUGAUUUUGUUGAGAUCGCCAACGCGGGAGCCGUGACUGUGGAUAUAUCUGGAUACGGAAUUGCCGAAAAAGAUGCGGACUUCGACGAUGAUAAGUUAUACGCGUUCCCCGCUGGUUCUAGCCUAGCGGCUGGUGCAAGAAUCACAGUUUGUGCGAAAAACGACACGCACGACGGCUUGGAUUUCGGUUUGAGUCUCGAAGAAGGCGUGACGUUGUACGAUUCGAACGGAUUCGUCAUAGACACCUUUUUUGCCUCAGAUCACAGCCAGCACGUAGAUGGACGGAGCAUCCAGAGAGUUCCGGACAUCGCCGGUCGCCUGGCGGUGGCCACUCCAAGCACACCGAAUCAGCCUAACUUUGUUCAAUCGAUUCUAUCUGAACCAUCUAAUGAAGUACCAGAGCUGUCUGGUUCGUCUUCGCAAUAUUGCUGCUUCCACAUUCGGACUCUUGGAAUGCAUCCUUCUUUUUUGUCGAACGCAGAUAUGACAAAGGAGGAUUACUCAGUAAUGCAUCUGGUUAACGAACCGGUUACGCUGAAUAUUCGAAUUCCGGUCGCUAUUCCUACCAGCGCAGGUUCCGGCUUUGCGGACAACGCACUUUUCGAUUUCAAACUGGUUUCCUAUGAAGACGCGUAUGAAAUACCGAUCCCGCAAAGCACGUGGAAUCCAAACCUUUACGAAGACAACGCCGUUCGGUUCUUACCCGGUAUGACGGAAGUUAACAUCACUGUCGUACCGAAACGAAUGACGAAAGAGACUGCCGUUACUGAUACGCCAUCCAGUACCAAAGACUACAAUCCAUCCGAUCGCCUCUGGUUAGAAGCUGAUUUAGAUGGAGGGGGGGUGGCGGGUGAAGACACCUGGAACACGUAUCAGGUUUGGAGAUACGGAGGAGAAGCUUCGAAAAGUAGCGAUAUGGCGAGGUGGAGCCAUAAACCUUUUGAGUUGAAGGUACGCAAGAAAAAGUUAUAUCAACCGACCAUCGUGGGUUCAACCAGUGUUAUACCGAAUACCAUUGACCAGAUGGUAACUUACAUCGUAGCAAUAAACACUGAAGGCCUACCUUCGAACAGAUCUCUUGGAAUCGCAGAAACUGUUACCGUGAACGCCACGACGGGAGAAACUUUUUCAGAGUGGAAUACUGAAACAACCAAAGUCCAGCUCGAUCUCGUGGGAACGGGAUUGGUGUUUGGAACACUUACAGGCAGCACGACUGAUCAAUUGACGCUGUCGUCUACAUCGACAACCUCCGAAUAUCGAGUGUAUGCUACGGAGUUAGGGACCAUUCCAUUCAACGCGUGGUUAAAACUGGGCACAACGGGCUUCGAGGAAUACACGCUCGAUCCUGAUCUAUCGACAAGCGACGUGUCCGUUUUUGUUCGGUGUCAAAACAACUUUUUCCCCGUGUUUGAGCUUGCGCGAUCGACGUGUCAGCCUUGUCCGAUGGGGACGAACACUCUCUCCAACUCGUCGGCUACAAACGAAAUGGAUUGUGUUUGCUCAUCGGGAAUGGUAGAUCUUAGACGACCUGGCAUGCUUCCCGAUCACGUCACUUUCCUUGCGUCGGCAUCACUGUCUCCGUGCGUGGACGCUAUGGCUUAUUGUGAUAAUCCGUAUGGUCACACGAUAAAGGAAUGUGUAACUUUCGAUGACGGGAAGCCUGUCGCUAUCAAUCCCGAUUGGUACCGAUGGAAUUUCGAGAAUUGGACCUGGAUUCGAAACGAUGGACGUCAAGAUGAACUAAUAAUAUCCACUAAAGAUCAAAUAAACCAAUUUCUGACGCCAUAUUUAACUGCGAAGAGUUGCGAAGAAGAUGAUAUUUGUAUUUUAAAUGCCACGGGAACUGAAGGCAACGGUUGUGAUGACGGUGCCUACGGUCCGCUAUGUGGAUCGUGCAAAGCUGGAUAUUUCUGGAAUCAAGAUAAUUUAGUUUGCGAUAAGUGCAAGAGAGGGAGGGUAAGCGGUCAAGUUUCGACCGAACUGAUCAUAGUUUCAGCUAUCUUUUUAACACUUCUCGGGUUGAUGUUGUAUACUUUCAUACCGGUUCAGGAAAAAAUGGAAGAUCUCGACGAAUUCCGCAGAACUGUUCGAAGGGAAUACCGAACGCGUUUUGAUAUAUUCAAAGAAGACGUCAGAACGGGAGAAAAGAGGUUGAAUUACAUCCCUCGCCAAACUUCUCUGAAGGAAAGGCUUGAAUCCGGCCCGAAAUUACCCAACACGUGGAGAUAUAAAAUUGGCAGUAGGUGCUGGGAAUUGGAGGAUUCCUGUCGCACGAAAGUGAAAAUUCUGGUUGGAUUUUGCCAAAUUUUGGUGUUAUGGCCCAAACAGAUUCUCUCCGUACGUUGGCCAGACGUUUUUGUCGAAAUGACGGAGACUUUGAAGCUUUUCAGUCUGGAUUUUCGAUUACUCCCUCUUGAUUGUUUGUUUCGUCGGGACUUCUACUCAAAAUUUAUUGUCGCUACGUGCUCUCCGCUCAUUCUUCUCGGUGGCGUUUGGCUUGGUUUCUUUCUUCGCGGUUUCUGGAUAAGGAACGUCCGAAGAAUGAUGGGUUAUGCUACUAAAAUAUCGCUGCUGAUGGCAUUCCUUGUAUAUCCGUCUCUGUCCGGCAUCGUGUUGCAAUUCUUUUCGUGCAAAGAUGUUGGAUUGGGAAACGAAUUCAUGAGAUACUCGAUUCAAACGAGCUGUGAGACUGAAAAAUAUGACAAAUUCUUACCGGCGGCGUGGAUAUUCGUGUUCGCCUUUCCUAUCGGGAUACCGUUGGCCUUUUUUUUCCUCAUUUAUAGAGGUACAAGAGAUGCCGUGCGCGCGCACGACAACAAAACGUAUUUUCUCGAGCAUCAAGAUUCGAUUCUACGUAAUCGGCAGUUAUACGGGUGGAUUUAUCGAGAUUACAAAGCCGAAUACUGGAUGUGGGAGAUUAUUGACAUGGUGAAGAAAUUCUUACUUGGAUGUGCUGUGAUCUUCGUCGACCCUGGUUCCGACACGCAAUUAUAUGUCGCUAUUUUCAUCGCCACUGGGUUUCUCUUGCUUUUGGCAGUCGUAAAUCCUUACGAAAAGGUCCAGGAUAACAUCUGCGCGCAGUUAUCGCACUUCUCCUUGGCCGCAAUCGCGACAUUCGCCCUCAUGAUAAAAAACGAAGUCUGCGAAAAAGACGGUUGGAAAUGUGAAAUCGUGGACUGGUCCAUGCUAUUUAUGGUCCUUUUCGUUCUGUUUGCUUCGAUCGGACUCGCAGUGAGCGAGGCGCUUUACCAAAGACGAUCGAAAGCGGAUUUCAUCCGAUACGACGCUGAUCUCUCGGGCGAUUUGGAUCGAAACGAAAUCAAACAGCUCCUCACGGAUCUUCGCAUCGAUAACUCUGACGAGAACAUAUCAAAAAUAUUCGCCAGGUUCGACAAAGAUCACAGCGAUUCCAUCGACUUUGAAGAGUUCAUCGAGUGCGGCGUCUGGCUCCACGGCUUAACUCGAAAGAAAGACUCCGCUCGAGGCGUAUUUCGUUCUCUCAAGAAAACGAUGACUUUCAGAAACCCAUAA
Bathycoccus prasinos is the source of this 4170-nucleotide messenger RNA. Its product is annotated as conserved unknown protein. The coding region runs from base 1 to 4170 and encodes 1389 amino acids. Lineage: Eukaryota; Viridiplantae; Chlorophyta; Mamiellophyceae; Mamiellales; Bathycoccaceae. Gene Ontology annotation, molecular function: calcium ion binding. The record is from RefSeq and is a predicted model, not a curated record. The transcript has a single exon.